AUCAAACUGGGUACCUAGUAAUAUACAUGCACUUACUAUCGAUAAUCUAUUCCCAGAAUGACGCGGGCGUAGAUCUACCCAUCCUUCCCUAGUCCCUAGUCCUACUGUACUCUAGUAUGCAUGUACGUACCUGAUCCACCCCGGUCUAGUCCGUCUCGUCCAAGAUUAACCCCCCAAGUCAACCAUCCCUCAUCUCCACCGUUUCACGUUAAACACUACCUUUCUGCAGCCUGCGACUCCAUCCGGAAAAAUCCAUCUCCUGUCGGGACAAAUAGGCGCCAAUUGGCGUGUUUGUUUCUCCUUGCGUUAAGGAACAUCGACCUUAUGAUUCUAUACUGCAUACUUCUUGGUUUUUGUGAAGAUUCGGCCCGGUAAUCCGGGAUUUUUUGUUUCAUUGUAGAUUUGAUUUGAUGUAAUAUGGGUGGACGGAGAAAGUUAUCCACGAUGUGCGUCUAUCGUGUGAUACUUUGCGGGGUGUAAUUUGAGGUGUCGGAAUGGGGGUAU
Aspergillus campestris IBT 28561 is the source of this 504-nucleotide messenger RNA. RefSeq lists its product as uncharacterized. NCBI's taxonomy places the organism in Eukaryota, Fungi, Ascomycota, Eurotiomycetes, Eurotiales, Aspergillaceae. The transcript has a single exon. The record is from RefSeq and is a predicted model, not a curated record. Bases 121 to 375 code for a protein of 84 amino acids.